Chroicocephalus ridibundus (black-headed gull) is the source of this 3842-nucleotide messenger RNA. RefSeq names its product inducible T cell costimulator ligand (gene ICOSLG). Gene Ontology annotation, molecular function: signaling receptor binding. The transcript is spliced from 7 exons. The record is from RefSeq and is a predicted model, not a curated record. Lineage: Eukaryota; Metazoa; Chordata; Aves; Charadriiformes; Laridae. Bases 329 to 1252 code for a protein of 307 amino acids. Gene Ontology annotation, biological process: T cell receptor signaling pathway; regulation of cytokine production. Gene Ontology annotation, cellular component: external side of plasma membrane.
CCGCCGGGACGGGGCCGCGCUCUCUCGAAGCGCAGCGCCCGGCGUGCGGGGACGAAGCGGGAGCGCUGCCGGCGGCCAAGCCCGGGGGAGGGUUUUGCCGGGGGUCGGUGUGCCGGCGGCAAGGCGCCCCGGUUCGUCCAGUGGCAGGGCCGGCCGCGCACGGAUUGCGGAAAUCCCCGUGGGGAGGAGGCGUGGGAGGGAAAAGGGGAAUGGCCUAAACCGGGCGAGCGGCGGGCUCGGUGCGGCACGGCACAGCACGGCACAGCACAGCACAGCACAGCACGGUCCGGCUGGGCUCGGGCAGUCACCCGCCUCCCGCGCCGCUGCCAUGGAGCCGCGAAGCUAUGGAUUUCUGUUACUGCUCCUUCCUAUCCUGAAAGCUGUUAUUGCACUGGAGGAGAAGAUCAUCGUCAGUAAACUUGGAGACAACGCUACACUCAGUUGCAUUUAUCAAGGAAGAGAACUGCACUUAAAAAAUUUACGGGUAUAUUGGCAAAUAGCUGAUGAUCAAGAAGAGUGUUCGGUUGUACAUGCAAUGAUCUCUGGUCAAGACAACGAAAGUGAACAGUGUAUUCACUUUAAAAACCGGACUCAAUUAUUCUGGGAUAGAUUGGAAAAUGGCGAUUUUUCUCUGCUACUGCUAAAUGUCAGCCAGAGUGAUGAACGUAGGUACAAAUGCGUAGUACUGCAGAAAACUGAAUAUACUAGAGUGAUUCACCAGGCAGAAGUCGUUCUCAGUUUAGCAGCUAGUUAUAGCCAACCAAUACUCAGUGGACCAGUAAGAAACGGUGACAGCACUGGAGAGGAGGUGACUUUCAGCUGCAGGUCCGGGAAUGGAUACCCAAAACCCAAUGUCUAUUGGAUAAAUAAAACGGACAACAGCCACCUGCCUCCAUCAGAGCUAAAGAUCACCCCCCACGCCGAUGGGACCUACAGCGUUUUUAGCACACUGAAGGUUAAAGCCACUUCUACCAUGCAAAUAGAGUGCUCCGUAGAAAAUAAAAUACUGCAGGAAAAUCUAUCAGCCAACUACACACAGCAGAAGCAAAGCGGUUCUAGCAUAGAAAGUAACAAAAACCUGGAAAAAAAUGGAAAAGGUGCUCAAGCAGCUAGCAUCAUUUCCAUUGUCAUUGUGAUAGGUCUUCUAGCUGUUUUUACCUGCUGGCUGUGGAGACGGAGACCCUCUAAACUAGUGUCCUACACAGAUGUCCAAUCAAAUGAAGACAAAGGAGGACUCAACUCACCUGUCUAACUGGAAAGCCUGACAACAAUUUGGGCAGCUGGGGAUGUGUCAAGAGAAGCAUCACUCCCUAUCUCAGUGGCAGCACUGCUUGCAUUACAAGUGACAGAUUUCUGCAGACUAUGCCAAGAGAGAUAGCCAAAAAAAGAAAAAAAUGCUUCUCCAACACAAGAGACAGCAAAAUUUGCUGGAUUUCUGUUCCAGCCACUGGCUGUGUCCACACAACAGUUGUGUCACCAUGCCAGCCAACCACUUUGGACAGUCCUCUGUGAUAGUCUCUCAAGUGCACUGAGCUCUCGCGCUGGGGAAAGCAGUAAGCCUGGGACUUCACUACUCUGUGCCAAAGCGCUGAGAGCUGGUGAGUGCCCAGUCUCCCAUCAUCAGUUCUGAGGACUUUGUUAGCAGCAAAAGCAACUGCGUUUCAGGAGCGUGGGAAGUUCUUGCUGUGACUCCUUACCCUGAUGAUGACUACUGAAUGCGAAGACAGACAGAAAACUGAAGGACUCUCUGCAAAGUGAGAUUUGUGACCUUUUCCACCUUUCUCUCUCUACAGAACGUGCUUUCAUUGUCUGGUUUCACCAGCUGCAUGACACUGUGUACAGAACUAGGGAGAACGUUUUGACCCAGUCCUCCAAAAAUGGGAGUUGCUCUAAUGGGGUUAAGCACUGAAUGCGUUAACGUAAGGGAACGUGCAUUCUUUAAAUGCACUUGAUAUCAACAUUUUGGUUUUUUACCAAACAUUCUACUGAAAAGGGGACUUCCACUUUUGACAGAAGCCGGUGUGUACUGUGUGAAAGAACAGGCUGUGGAAGCCUGACUGACUAAAAAUAGUGGUCUCAGCUAUGUUAAUGUCAGGUUACCUGGACUUACCCUUUUCAGGAUGGAACAAAAACUGUGGUCGAGCUCUGCUUGAUUCAGCUGGUCUUUGUUUAAGCACUCCCUUGUGGCUUCCAGGGAGGAUUGUAAACUGAAAUUUUUUAACUGAACCUCUCCUUGUGUCCUAUCCCUCCACCAAAAAAGUGUGCCACUGCCCGUGCCUCACUGGUUCAGCCCCAAGCCAGCCAAGAACAACUGGUUGGAAAUAGCAAAGCAGUAAACUUUGCUGAUGGUAUGAAGUUUUGAAGGAGGAGGAAUCUAUACUAGCUCUCUUGCCUAGGUGGGGCAGUCUCCCCAUCUUAUCAUGGGAAUAGUGGAGAUUAUGAUUUUAAACUGAACCCUGGAAACACCUGGUUUCUCCUGCACCAGUUGCUAGACUAAAAUUCUACCAUUUCUGUAAGUCACAGCCGUGUUUGUCCUGGCUCUGCAGGGGUGAGGCACUCCAGUGUCAACCGUGAGACAGGGCGUAUUUUUCAUAUCAAGAUCAGCUUUCAAAUCCCAGAGCCAAGUGAAGAUAGAUUUUUUUGUUGUUGUCCUGUUUUCCUGCCAUGUGGAAUCCAGAACGAUUUGGCAAUAGCACAAUUCACUUUUGUUGAAGUGAUACCCCGCAAGGAGGCUCAGACUUAGGCAGCUGCGUACCACCGCUGCACCAGGAUCUUGCGGGAGGACUGCACAGGAUGAGCCUCCAUGGCACUUAAGAGAAGGGACAGUUCAGCUCUCAUGUGAUGCAGUCUAGGCUUACUCACCAAUUUGAACAGGAUAGGAAAAAUCAGUUUUUUGUUGGUCGUUUUUGUUGGUUUUGUUUUGUUUUUUUUUAAAAAAAAAGCCAAGCUGCAACUAAGUAAUUAAGCUCGUCUCCUGUUUAGACUGUAAGUAACUGUGUACAAUUGUGGUUUUUAAACGACAUUUUAUCUAUUAAUGUCAAAAAAGGUAUGUUGCGUGUUUGCUAAGCUUCAAUGUCUAUGAAAAAUACUGUUUUAUUUAUUAGUUUCACUUUUGUCCUCUAUUGCCUUCCCAUCUACAACUGUAAGAUACCCUAUCAGGUAGGGCAUUUGUCUCACAGCAUUUGUCAAAUAAGAUUACUGAGGUGCCAUAAGUUAUUUUAAGUGUCAGCCUUUCCUUGUCUUCUCUCCUGCCCAUUAAUCUAGGUGUUAGAUAUUUUCUUGAGUCCACAUCUAGUCUUCAGUGAACCCUUCCCUAAAGGGAAAUUGCUUGAAGAAAGCAUGCAAUCUUGCAGACACCUUAAGAAUGUGAACAAUAUCUGUGUGGAUGCGAAGGGUAACCAUUUCCUAGCAGUUCAGCGAGAAGUCCUGCAGACGUGUUUCCUCACUAUCUACCACAUGAGGCUGUUUAGCUCAGCCUCUUUGGUGCCUCUGUAACUGACAGAAGCCUUUUCUAAAAACAGUUUUCUUCCUUUAUGUUCUGCAACUGCAAGAAGCUGUAACUGUUCACAGAUGUAAAAGUGACCUAGCAGUUAUUUCACAAUAUGUUGUUAAGCUAAUUUAGACUGGUUGGAUUUUCUUACUUCUGGGCUACUUCACGGUACAUAGUGCACACAUCUAAACGCAACAGGCUGCUGUUGCAAAAGCCAUGCUUUCAAUUGGUUUUGGUUUCCAGCUGGUUUUGAAGGCAAGUAAAUCCCAGAUGACAGUUGGUUGUUGCCAUUCAAAUUUUGUAAUAAGAGUUUUUGUCAUCAUGUAACAGGUUUACAUUUUAAAUAAAACCC